AUGGUUAAACCAACUCAAUUCAGGAUCUUGGUAGGAUCUUAUGAACAUAACUUGUUAUGUGUAUCAUUGAUGUUAACCGAAACCCCAGUGUUUCAACCAGUUUUCCAUUUUGAAGCACAUUCAUUAUCAAUCAAAUCCAUUGAUAUUGCUAAAAGAUAUUUAGUUACUGGUUCUAAUGAUGAACACAUUAGAAUUUAUGAUUUACAAAAGAGAAAAGAAUUAGGAACUUUAUUGAGUCAUCAAGGUACUGUCACUAGUUUAAGAUUCUCCGAUGAAGCUGAAGAAGGUGAAGAAUCUACAGAAAAAUCAGGUAAAUGGUUAUUAUCAGGAUCAGAAGAUGGGAAGAUUAUAAUAUGGCGUAGUAAAGAUUGGGAAGUUUUUGGAACUUUGAAAGGACACCAAGAUAGAAUUAAUGAUUUAGAUAUUCAUCCAACUGGUAGAGUAGCCAUUUCUGUUUCAAAAGAUCAAACUAUAAGAUUAUGGAAUUUGAUGACUGCUAAAAAAGCUGCUGUAUUGAAAAUUAAAGGAAGAGAUAGUCUUGGACAACAACCAGAAUUCGUUAGAUGGUCUAAAACAGGAGAUCAUUUCAUUGUUGGUUUCAUGAACAAACUUUUCAUCUAUGAAACUAAUAAUGCUAAAAUAUAUCAAAAAUAUAAUUUCAAAACCACUUUAAUGUGUAUGAAAGUUAUUGUUGUUAAGGAUAAAGAAUAUGUUGUUCUUGGUCAUAGUAAUGGAUUAAUUGAAAUGGUAGAAUUUGAAAAAUUAACCAAACAAGGAGCUUCAGAUGAACCUUUAGUAUUCAAACCAGAUAUAACUUUAAGAGGACAUGCUAAUCGUAUAAAAGAUUUAACAUACUAUUAUAAUCCAAAAGAUUCACAAGUUCCAUAUCUUAUCUCAGUUUCAUCUGAUGGUAAAAUAGUUGUAUGGGAUUUAGAUCAACAUGAUCAAGUAGCUGUUUAUGAUAGUGGUGAAAGAUUAAAUUGUGUAGCAGUUUGUUCAGAGACCAUUGAAAAAGCUGAUACCAUGAAAAGGAGAUCAGAGAAUGAAAUGCCAGAUAUUGAUUCUGAAUAUGAAACUGAUGGUGAAGAAAUGAAGAAAAUCAUGAAGAAGAGGAAAGGUAAGAAAUCUAAAGUUACCAUUACAAGGGAAUAA
This is a messenger RNA of Yamadazyma jaroonii, 1152 nucleotides long. NCBI's taxonomy places the organism in Eukaryota, Fungi, Ascomycota, Pichiomycetes, Serinales, Debaryomycetaceae. The record is from the annotation of a GenBank genome assembly.